Molecule: messenger RNA, 1458 nt
Organism: Penaeus indicus
Lineage: Eukaryota; Metazoa; Arthropoda; Malacostraca; Decapoda; Penaeidae
Product: gamma-aminobutyric acid receptor alpha-like
Exons: 13
Coding region: 1-1458 (485 amino acids)
Biological process (GO): chemical synaptic transmission; chloride transmembrane transport; signal transduction
Cellular component (GO): neuron projection; synapse; plasma membrane
Molecular function (GO): chloride channel activity; GABA-A receptor activity; extracellular ligand-gated monoatomic ion channel activity
Source: RefSeq, a predicted model, not a curated record
AUGAAGAAGAUUCACCGAAGUUUCCUCGCCUUCACGACCUUUAUCCUGGCUGCCAUCUUUUCGCAGUGCAAAGGAUCAGCCGUCCAGACUACGAUACGACCCACGAGCUUCACUCACAGCCGGAAGAAUCUGCCCCAGUUCUCUUUCAGGGGCGGCAGCGUCCGGCCCAUCACCCCGACCAAGAACAUUUCCUCCCUCCUGGACAACCUCCUCAAGAACUACGACCAGAAGCUCCGGCCUUCUUUCGGAGGUAAACCUACGACGAUUGAGAUUGACAUAGAAGUCCGCAGCAUGAGUCAGAUCUCGGAGAUGGAUAUGACCUACUCCAUGGACUGCUACUUCCGCCAGUCGUGGGUGGACGAGCGCCUGGCCUUCUCCGACCUGGACGAAGCAUUCACCCUGUCCGUGGCUGUGUUGGAGAAGCUGUGGAAGCCCGACACCUUCAUCUAUAACGGCAAGAGGAGCCACGUGCACCUCAUCACGACGCCCAACAAAUUCAUACGACUCUACCAGAAUGGCAGGAUCCUCUACUCGUCGAGGAUGACAAUCAACGCCAUCUGCCCCAUGAAUCUCCAUGAUUUCCCCAUGGACACGCAGCACUGCCCUCUUAGACUUGGUUCAUUCGCUUACACAACGAGGGACGUGCUGUAUAAAUGGAACCAGGCGAGACAGGUGGUGAUUGCGCCGGACCUCAUGUUGUCUCAGUUUGACCUCAUUGCUGCUCCCUCGGGCACAGAGAACACUACCCGAAGAGGAGGGGAAUUCUCCACCCUGAUGGCCAGCUUUUACCUCCAGAGGAACAUGGGCAACUUCCUGAUCCAGGUAUACGGCCCUUGCAUGCUGCUGGUUGUCCUCUCUUGGGUGUCUUUCUGGCUUAACCGCGAGGCCACGUCCGAUCGCAUAUCUCUAGGCAUCACCACUGUCCUUACCAUGACAUUUUUGGGCCUAGAAGCUCGCACCGAUCUGCCAAAGGUGUCAUAUUCAACUGCCCUCGAUCUCUUUGUAUGGCUGUCCUAUGGAUUCAUUUUCGCCACGAUUAUUGAGUUCGCGUUCGUCCACGUGUUCACCAAAGUGGGAUCGGGAGAAGUCUAUCUCUCCGAGCCGAGUUCCCUUGUCGGCUCUGACGGCGGGGACAUGGAGUGGAACGAGGAGUCGGAGGUGUCAUAUUCAACUGCCCUCGAUCUCUUUGUAUGGCUGUCCUAUGGAUUCAUUUUCGCCACGAUUAUUGAGUUCGCGUUCGUCCACGUGUUCACCAAAGUGGGAUCGGGAGAAGUCUAUCUCUCCGAGCCGAGUUCCCUUGUCGGCUCUGACGGCGGGGGACAUGGAGUGGAACGAGGAGUCGGAGGUAGGAAUGGCUCUGCCCUUGUAGUACGUGCAGCCGAGCUCCUUUAUGCCACGGCGACCUACAUAUCAGUGUCCGAGGGCGAGCCAGGGAGACCUACCGAGUGCCAGCCGUAA